This is a messenger RNA of Zophobas morio, 1357 nucleotides long. RefSeq names its product rhodopsin-like. Gene Ontology annotation, molecular function: G protein-coupled photoreceptor activity. Gene Ontology annotation, biological process: cellular response to light stimulus; G protein-coupled receptor signaling pathway; phototransduction. Bases 165 to 1298 code for a protein of 377 amino acids. The transcript is spliced from 4 exons. The record is from RefSeq and is a predicted model, not a curated record. Gene Ontology annotation, cellular component: plasma membrane. NCBI's taxonomy places the organism in Eukaryota, Metazoa, Arthropoda, Insecta, Coleoptera, Tenebrionidae.
AUGCUCAAGGGGAUUGUCUUUAUUGAAUUACGCACGUAAGAACAAGUUAUAUAAAAGAAGUUGGGUCGAUUUUCAAGAAAGUCGCAGCUGACGCGUCUUCCGACUUGGAUGUGUCCUCUCAAAUUUGGAAUAAUUUAGGAAAAGUGGAACUUCGCAAUCCGACCAUGUCCGUAACCGGUGACCAUACCUUCGUCGCCUGGGCCGCCCAGCGCUCCGGCUACGGCGGCAACCUCACCGUGGUCGACAAGGUGCCCCCCGACAUGCUGCACCUCGUCGACGCCUACUGGUACCAGUACCCGCCCAUGAACCCCCUCUGGCACGGCAUCCUGGGCUUCGUCAUCGGCGUCCUGGGCGUCAUCGCCGUCAUCGGCAACGGCAUGGUCAUCUACAUCUUCUCCUCCACCAAACCCCUGCGCACGCCCUCCAACCUCCUAGUGGUGAACCUCGCCUUCUCCGAUUUCUUCAUGAUGUUAGCUAUGUCGCCGGCCAUGGUCAUCAACUGCUACCACGAGACCUGGGUCCUGGGGCCGCUCAUGUGCGAGCUCUACGGUAUGGCGGGCUCGCUAUUCGGCUGCGUGUCCAUCUGGUCCAUGACCAUGAUCGCCCUGGACAGGUACAACGUGAUCGUGAAGGGGCUAAGCGCGCAGCCCUUGACUAAAAAGGGGGCCAUGUUGAGGAUCCUCCUGGUGUGGACGUUCUCGCUGACCUGGACGCUGGCGCCCUUCUUCGGCUGGAACAGAUAUGUUCCCGAGGGAAACAUGACGGCGUGUGGGACGGACUACCUGACGAAGGACUGGAUGAGCAGGAGCUACAUCCUGGUGUACGCGGUCUGGGUGUACUUCACGCCGCUGCUGACGAUCAUCUACUCGUACUUUUUCAUUGUUCAGGCCGUCGCCGCCCACGAGAAGUCCAUGCGAGAGCAAGCAAAAAAAAUGAACGUGGCGUCCCUGAGGUCAUCCGAAGCGGCCCAAACUAGCGCCGAGUGCAAACUGGCCAAGAUCGCCCUCAUGACGAUCUCUCUCUGGUUCUUCGCCUGGACGCCAUAUUUGGUCACCAAUUUUGCUGGAAUCUUCGAAGGUGCCAAACUUAGUCCACUGUCCACCAUCUGGUGCUCGCUUUUCGCUAAGGCCAACGCUGUCUACAACCCCAUCGUGUACGGAAUCAGCCACCCCAAGUAUAGACAAGCUCUCCAGAAGAAGUUCCCCUCGCUGGUGUGCGCGGGCGAGAGCGACGACACCACAUCGACUGCUUCCGGGGUGACGAACGUCACCACCGACGAAAAGCCAGCAACGGCUUAAACCCAUGAUCACUUCUUUAUUUAAAUGACUGUAAAUCCGAAGAAAUAAAACUUAGAACU